UAGUUUCGUUUCUCGAAUAGCCUCGCCCUGAGGAGAUUUAGCUCAGGCUCACACACACAAGAGCUCAUUGCGGGAGAAGAUGGGUCUGUUGACGACGAUAAUAGUAGCUGGCGUCGGAGGAGUGGGUGCAGUGGCUGCGGCUCCGCUGGUUCUGGGGGCGGUGGGCUUCACCAGUGCCGGGAUCGCCGUGGGCUCGUACGCCGCCUCGAUGAUGAGCGCGGCCGCAGUGGCGAACGGAGGAGGAGUCGCUGCCGGGUCAAUGGUUGCAGUCCUUCAAGCCGCUGGUGCCGCUGGGAUCCCGGUUGUGGCUCAGGCGGCUGUGGGCGCGACAGGGGCCGGUGUGGGGGCAGUUCUGGGCGUCCUCAUCUGAGCCGAGUCACUAGAACAUUCUGGUCAAUAUACAAAUAAAAUGAUCUUCAUUAUCACACAGUC
Molecule: messenger RNA, 432 nt
Organism: Pimephales promelas (fathead minnow)
Lineage: Eukaryota; Metazoa; Chordata; Actinopteri; Cypriniformes; Leuciscidae
Product: interferon alpha-inducible protein 27, mitochondrial
Biological process (GO): intrinsic apoptotic signaling pathway; release of cytochrome c from mitochondria
Cellular component (GO): mitochondrial membrane
Source: RefSeq, a predicted model, not a curated record